ACACUCAAUCAUUGAUGCAGUCUCACCCUCCUCCGUAUAAAUUCGGAGCCGCACCUUGUCCUAUCUCUCUCCGACUGACACCUUUUCUCAUUUCCUGUUCGCUUCGCUUUAGGGGGAGCGAAUUUCAAGCUCUGAAGAGGCUGGUCUUCUCUGCGAACAGUUGCCUUACUGGAGAAUUAAGAGGAUUACUGUGCAGCAAUAUUUCAAGAGGAUGGAGCACAACGAGACAGGAUGCCAAGCACCUCCAGAAGCUCCCAAACUUUGUGCGAAUAGCUGUGGAUUCUUUGGAAGUGCAGCAACCAUGAACUUGUGUUCAAAAUGCCACAAGGACUUGGUAUUGAAGCAAGAACAGGCCAAAGUCGCUGCAGUGUCCAUUGAAAGUGCUGUGAAUGCCACUCCCAGUAACUGGGGAAAGAAGCCUGCUGUGACUUUAGAUGUACAAGCUGGUUCAGUAGAUCUGCCUUUUAUCUCAACAGAAGCAUCCAGUACUCCGCCUCCAAACUGUGAGAAGAAGGUGAAAGAGGCUCCCACCCGAUGCAACAGUUGCAGGAAACGGGUUGGUCUGACUGGAUUCAACUGCCGCUGUGGCCAUCUAUUCUGUGCAGUUCAUCGAUAUACUGAUAAACAUGACUGUCAGUAUGACUAUAGAGCUGCUGCGCAGGAUGCUAUAGCAAAAGCCAACCCUGUUGUCAAGUCUGAAAAGCUCGAGAAGAUAUGAAGAAGCAGCUUUGGAAGCAGGAGCGUGCCUCUGAUGAAUUACUGCACACAUGCUCUGAUUUCCAUCCAUAAGGCCUCUGCUUAUGCUGUUUAUAGAUGAUUGGAAGCUGGUUUGGCAUGUUUCUUAAUGACAGGAACAAUGUGUGCUAUGGAUAAUUUGCUUGCUUGUUAAGUUUAAUAGUUAUAUAUGUUAUGGUUUAAGCUUGCUUCUGGUA
Messenger RNA from Argentina anserina (silverweed cinquefoil), 932 nucleotides. RefSeq names its product zinc finger A20 and AN1 domain-containing stress-associated protein 8-like. Gene Ontology annotation, molecular function: DNA binding; zinc ion binding. The transcript is spliced from 3 exons. NCBI's taxonomy places the organism in Eukaryota, Viridiplantae, Streptophyta, Magnoliopsida, Rosales, Rosaceae. The record is from RefSeq and is a predicted model, not a curated record. Bases 212 to 718 code for a protein of 168 amino acids.